This is a messenger RNA of Thyridium curvatum, 2358 nucleotides long. RefSeq lists its product as uncharacterized. Lineage: Eukaryota; Fungi; Ascomycota; Sordariomycetes; Thyridiales; Thyridiaceae. The transcript is spliced from 5 exons. Bases 1 to 2358 code for a protein of 785 amino acids. Gene Ontology annotation, molecular function: DNA binding; DNA-binding transcription factor activity, RNA polymerase II-specific; zinc ion binding. Gene Ontology annotation, biological process: DNA-templated transcription. The record is from RefSeq and is a predicted model, not a curated record. Gene Ontology annotation, cellular component: nucleus.
AUGGCCACAGACGUAGCCUCGGCGCCCACCGUGGUCGACGCCGCUGCUGCAGAUACGCUGACCGUGGAUCCUGGCACCACGACCGCCGGCCGCAGGUAUCGCUCCAAGAAGCAGCGGCCCUGCGACCUCUGCCGCUACCGCAAGAUCCAGUGCAAGAUCCACUCUCCCGACGCCGCCUGCGAGCUGUGCCGGAAGCUCGACCGCGCCUGCACCUUUGUCCUGGGUCCCCUGACGCGCACCCGCGCCCCCUCCGGAGUCGGCGACGCAGGCGCCGGCAUCGCCGUGGCUGGGCGCCACCGCCAGCAGAGGAGGCGGGAGAGGAGCAGCUACCCGCCGCCGCCGGACGACGACCUGCUCUUGGAGAGCCUGCUGGCUGCCUCGGGAAGGGACGUCGGUGGCGGGGGCGGUGGUGGUCCUGGUGGUGUGGAGGUGCCGCCCUUGCCCAUGGAUGUCGAUUCUUUCUGGCUGCCGAGCUUGAGCCCUCUUGACGGGCGGUGGGGAGUCAUGGAGUUUGGUGUUGAUCCCUCUCUCGGCGACGCUCAGUAUCGCCAUGCCUCGCCUCAGUCACACACCAGCCACGAAAGCGGCGGGCGGUCAGACGCUCUCGCCCUCUCGAGCACGCACGACUUCCAACCCCGGGUUGGUGUCUCGCCUGUAGCUGCUUCACAUCGGUCACCGACGACGUCCAACGAGAUCGGCUCCCAGUCUUCUCCCCACCAAGUCAUCGUCAUAGGCUCCGCCAAUCAUGCCUCGCCUCAGCUGUCCAGUCCCGGGAUGCCGAGCGCCGGCAUGCACCAUCCAUCAUCCACUUGGCCGCCCGAUCUGUCGCUCGACGGACACGGAGGCUACUCGCACGAACUACUCGGUCUAUCCAGCGAGUCGGACCCGUACUUCCUGCGACACUAUGUCUACAAUGCCAACGACACCUAUCCCAUGUACCGCUUACACUUCCGGCAGGUCGUCGAGUAUGAUGGGAUGCCGCACCGACGGGAGGGGAUUCCCCACGGUCCGAUGCCGGUGCAUAUCAACCUCGAGGAUGAGGAGAUCUGGAAGGACCAUGUUGAUGCGGUGGAGGGGCUAUUCUUUGACGGGAUGACGGAAGAGGGCGACGGGGUGAUGCUCGACAAGUUGGUCUCGGCCGACCUCGGUGCGCGGCUGCUCAGGCUAUACGUCGAGCACGUCCAUCCGCGCUACCCGGUCCUCUCCCUCGCAGACCUGAAUGUCCUCUCACGCCCGCCCAAGCCCGCCGCGCCGACAAUCGCCACAUCCGUCGGCAUCCGCAGCACCGUCUACGCCCUUGCCACGCCCUUCACCUUUCUCGACGACGAACUUAGCGUGUCAAAGGGCUACCUUCAGGUCUCGGCCGACAACCUCUGGGCCAUCGCCCACCGCAGCUUCCACCGCGCCCUGCGCUCCACGUCGCGCCUGUCGCUGCUACAGCUGUGCCUGUUGCUGCUGCAGAUGCCGCCCGAGAGCCACGUCGCCGCCGACCCGCCCUCUCUGUGGUCUCUGUCAUGCACCGCCCUGGGCCUGGCCGAGACGCUGGGGCUCAACAUCGACCCCGCGGCGUGGAAGGUGCCGCGGACAGAGGUCAUGCUGCGCCGCAGGCUGUGGUGGUUCACCUACACGGCGCACACCUGGACGGCGCUCGUCUGCUCGCGGCCAUCGCACCUGCAUGAGGAUAGCUGGGAUGUCGGGGAGCUGACAGCCGGCGACUUUGAAGGAGAGGAGUACCCCGAGGGUAGGGUGCGGGACGCGAUCUUGGGACAGGUGCCCAUCUGUCUUGCGCAGUGCGGGCUGGCCGUCAUUGCGGCGGGCGUGUUGAAGGAGUUUUAUACCCUGAAGGGAAGCCGCAUGUCCCUCACCCUGCCCGCCCUGCUCGCGCGUGCGCAGCUCCUCCGGACCCGGAUCGAAGGAUGGCGUCAGACACUGCCCCUGCUGGCGAAGCCGGCCUCGGACCUGACGGCAGAGGAGUUCGAGGUCGGCGCAUCGCUGCGCAUCUCGCACCUGACGCUCGAGAUCCUCAUCUUCCGCGCGCUCCUGCGGCCGCUCAUGCACGGCACCUUCUCGCCUACCGAGACUUCGAGGGAGCCCAUCUCGACCAUCUUCGAGAACUGCUAUACCUGCGCCAGGGUGGUGACGGAGAUUGUGUCGUCGCUCAAGGCGCAGCAUUUUGCCGCGUUCUGGCAUCCGUUCGACAACGCGCGAGAUGGCGGCGCGGCACCUGACGCUGCUGAACAAGUGGCGCGAUACGCUGCGGAUACAGGCGAGGGCGUGGCCGCUGGCCAAGCUGGCGGCCAUGAGGCUCGACGCCAUAUUCUGGAAGGGCCUGCUCACGGUGGUGGCGGGCACGGGUGA